Molecule: messenger RNA, 919 nt
Organism: Saimiri boliviensis boliviensis (Bolivian squirrel monkey)
Lineage: Eukaryota; Metazoa; Chordata; Mammalia; Primates; Cebidae
Source: RefSeq, a predicted model, not a curated record
AGGAGAGGGGAAGAGAGAGGAGAGGGAAUCCCAGUUCCUGCAGCCGCUGGGAAUCAAGUGGCCCAACUCCAUCUUGGUCUUCAAGCAAGCAAACAAACAAAAAUGGGCAGUGGGAAGGGUGAAUGUGGGUCUGGACCCGCCCCUCCUCAGCUUCCUAUAAAAGCUGGGGACUGAGUACUGCUGGUACACACACCAUGAGGCCCUCCAGGAGACCGGGAACCUUUCUGCUGCCCUUUGUGCUGCUCUGCACCCUCCUGGGUCUUGGGUACCCACUACGCUGUGAAGUCUGUAAGGCAACCGGGAGCAGCUGCCAUGGCAAAAUGAAGACCUGCAGGAGCGACCAGAACUCAUGCGUGAUCCUGGUGGGGAAGGCUAAUUCAAAGGGCAAGGAGUGGGUGCACACCUACAAGGGUUGCACGAGGUCCCAGGACUGCUACUCCGGCAUCGUAUCCACCACCAUGGGCCCCCAGGACUACUUGGCAACCAACUCCUUCUGCUGCCAGAGCGACAGCUGCAACAGUGGCUUUUUGUCUGUUCCCUUGAUCAAUCGUACUGAGAACGGCCUGAUGUGCCCCGCCUGCACUUCGAUCUUCAAGGACAAAUGCAUGGGGCCCAUGACCCGCUGUGCUGGCAAGGAAAACUACUGCACCUCCUUAUCUGGACACGUGCAGGCUGGUAUCUUCAAACCCAGAUUUGCCAUGCGGGGCUGUGCUACAGAGAGUAUAUGCUACGCCAAUCCAGGUGCUGAAGUGCCCACAGCCUCCCACGUCCUCAUCCUCAGCCGAACAGAGUGCAGUCGGGCCCCCACGCCACAGGCCUGGAGAGCUCACUGAACCGAGGAAGAUAGAGGUGGCGUGAAGUCCCCAUUUGUCCUGAGCCUGUAGCUCCCUAUAUGUCUGUAAAUUAAAGAAGUUCGUAG